Arctia plantaginis is the source of this 2085-nucleotide messenger RNA. NCBI's taxonomy places the organism in Eukaryota, Metazoa, Arthropoda, Insecta, Lepidoptera, Erebidae. The record is from the annotation of a GenBank genome assembly.
AUGCAAAUGCAAGGUAUGCAUCAUUUUGGAAACCAAAGAGGUUAUGGUGGGCCACCUCAGCCACAGAGACAGGGCCGGCGUGGAAAUAAUAGAGGAGGAUUCCGUAAUUCAAGAUUUGACCAAAACCAGCGAAAUCCCAAUCAUGGCCAAGGAGGUCAACGUCCCAACAAUGAGCCAAAACCAGUUCAGCCACUGGAUAAACCUCAGCAGCAGCAAAAUCAACAACAAAACAUUAAACCUUUGCUACAACCCCAGCAACAACCGAAGCCUGAGGUUCAGAGUGGACCCCAGCAGGGCCAGCAACAAAAACAGCAGUCUGCACAACAGCAGACUCCACAACAACAGCAACAAAAGCCACAGCAGCCACAGCAGCAACAGCAGCAACAACCGAAGCCACAACCUCAGCAACAACAACCACAGCAGCAACCUCAGAAACCUCAACCCCAACAACAGAAGCCUUUACAGCAACAACAGAAGCCUUUACAGCAACAACAGAAGCCUUUACAGCAGCAGCAGAAGCCACAGCAGCAGCAACAACCAAAACCUGCUACUGUUCAAGCUAAUACUGAAGAUCAAGUUGAUAAGUCAGUUAGUGUAGAGGAUAAGAGUCAAAAUCAGCAAUAUAACCAAAACCAGCAAUAUAAUCAAAAUCAACCAUUUAAUCAGAAUCAGCAAAGGAAUAUAAAUGGAAGCUUUGGAGGCAACAAACAGAGUGGAUCAUGGAGUCAAGGAGGCCCUGGUAACAAAUCAGGUAACAACUUUAACCAAGGAAAUAAGCCAUUUGGACCUAAAUCUGGAGGGCCAGGGGGUCCAGCAAGAAACCAACAGCGCUCUAUUAACAUGCGUGGUCCGCAGCAAGAUGGGGGAAAACCUGUCCAGAGAGAGGAACAGAUGCUAGCAAAUAAACUGAAAGAUUUGAUGGGGCCUCUAAUAGAUUUGCCUCCAAUUGAUCAGUCGGAAGUAAAGUUUAAUGGAAGAAGCCGCUUAUACAUUGGUAAUCUUACAAGUGAUGUAACUGAGGAAGAGAUCCUAAGCCUGUUUGCUCCAUUUGGUGAAACAGCAGAAUUAUUUGUUAACAAAGAGAAAAAUUUCGGAUUUAUUAAGAUGGACUAUAGAGUUAAUGCAGAAAGGGCAAAGAGAGAUUUAGAUGGAAAAAUGAGAAAUGGAAGAACAUUGAGAGUAAGAUUUGCACCACACAAUAGUGCUGUUCGUGUGAAGAAUUUGCCACCAUUUGUUUCAAAUGAGCUCUUGUACCGUGCUUUUGAGAUUUUCGGCAAAAUUGAGAGAGCUUAUGUGAAGGUCGAUGACAGGGGAAAAACUCUAGGAGAAGGGGUUGUAGAAUUUGCACGCAAACCUAGUGCAUUGGCUGCAAUCCGUAACUGUACUGAGAAAUGUUUCUUCCUGACAUCGUCACUUCGACCAGUUAUUGUAGAGAGUUUUGAAGAACCAGAUGAGUUCGAUGGCUAUCCUGAGAAGAAUUUGCCUAAAAAGCACCCUGAGUUUCUUCGUGCAAGGGAACUUGGCCCACGAUUUUCAGAAUUGAGCAGUUUUGAACAUGAGUAUGGCACCAGGUGGAAACAGCUACAUGAACUUCACAGGCAAAAGGAGGAGGCUCUCAAGAAGGAGCUCUCAGCAGAGGAAGAAAAAUUGGAAGCACAAAUGGAAUAUGCUAAGUAUGAGCAUGAAACAGAGUUACUUCGUGAGCAGUUGCGCCAGCGUGAGCAAGACCGUGAACGUCAGAAGCGUAGCUGGGAGAUGGCCGAGCGCGCUGCUGACGAGCGACGAGAAACUGAGCGCCAACAGCUGUUACGCCAAGAGGAGGAAUUGUCGCAGCGUAUGCGCCACCAGGAUGAUGAACUAAGGCGCCGUCAACAGGAAAAUACGCUUUUCGUGCAGGCACAACACUUGAGUUCAAUGCUGGACCGUCAAGAACAGGGCAUGUUUGACCAGCAGCAGCCUAUGGAUGGAGGCUACAGAGACCAGUACGACAUGCCACGUGGAGGUUAUGACAACAUGCCGCAGAACCGCGGUUGGGACGGACCGCGCCAAAUGGAUGAUUUCCCUAACAAACGCCGUCGAUACUAA